Molecule: messenger RNA, 4513 nt
Organism: Caenorhabditis sp. 36 PRJEB53466
Lineage: Eukaryota; Metazoa; Nematoda; Chromadorea; Rhabditida; Rhabditidae
Source: the annotation of a GenBank genome assembly
AUGAAAGGAACGAUGCUCGUGGCUCUUCUGGCGUGUCUGCUGGGAGCUGCGCUCACUUCCGGUCCGCUCAGUCCAUCCGAGAACCAGGAAAGACUCGCAAUCUGCGGAACGAAACCGGUUUGGAGCAGACACAAACGGGACAGCAAUUUCACGAAAGAAGCGGAGAAUCAGGAGAGAAGUGAGCAAUAUCUAUCGGCAGAAAUGGACAUAGAUUCUUGUUAAGGGAGUAUUUACGGUGGAAGAGAUGCGACGGGUCUGGAAGCUCCGUGGGCGGUUCGGGUUCACGUCGGGCAAGUCGGUUGCUCCGGGACUCUCAUCUCCAAGAGACACAUUCUGACCGCUUCCCACUGUCUCGUCGGCAUAGCAAUCGAAUCUGGAGCCGUCAGGCUGGCCAGACAGUAUUGCUCAAAUGACAUGUUAGUCUUUGAAGCUCUCAGUUGCGAAAUGUCCAUAUUUGCAGUGACCGUGUCUACGAAGGAGACUUUCCGCAACUACAAUUAGUUCUGGCAAGUGGAUACAGGUUUCCUUCAAGAGUCACCAAGGUCUGUUGCAACUGUUCCAUGAGAGAGAGAGAGAGAGAGAGAGAGAGAAAGAGAGAGAGAAAGAGAGAGAGAGAGAGAGAGAGAUAAAGAGAGAGAGAGAGAUAAACUUCUAACAUUCAGUUGAUCCUUUUCGGUCUGUGCCAUCACGACAACUGGAAAAGCGACGACGCGAUGAUAAUCGAAAUGGAACAAGACGUGCAACUGUCCGAUUGGACCCAUCCAGUUUGUGUUCCCAGUCAGUUCUACUUCGACUAUCAUCCAGUUCCAUUCCAUUUACAGAAAAUGUGGACCCAAAUCUUCCUGGCAAACUGGUUCAUUUGUACGGUUAUGGACACAAUAGUUGGUUUCAAUUUGUUUGUCGUGCCUCCUAAAUGAACAUUUUCAGAUUUCAACGACAACGACUACCGCAACUCUGCCAUUCUUCGGUAUGGAGCGAUUCCGGUGAACAAGCAAGAUACACAAAAAGUUACGGUUUAAAAGUUUAGGUUACUAAAUUCUUGAACAUGUUUUUCAUGGCUGAAGAUCCACUUCACAAGGUUGUCACUAGAUCGGUCAGUUUCAAAAGAGUGUAUUAUAGGGGGCACCGCACAGAAAUUACGCUCUGUUGAGAAACUUGAGCGACGUCGGGGCCGAGUUUGAAAAGUUAGGCCACAUUUUUAGUGGAAAAUUACUUCGCGGCCUAGAAAUUCGGCCAGAUUGCGAUCAGAGAGCCCUUUCUGUGCGGCGCCCCUAUAAUAAUUGAAGAGAACGAAGAAAUUCUGCAGGGAGACAGUGGCGGAGGAGCUAUUUUGAACCAGGAAGACGGACGGCACUACGUGGUCGGCAUAUGCUCGAGUGGCAAUACUUUUAACAAUAAUUUCAUGUCUGUCGGAGUGCACUACGCUGGUAUUUGUUUCCUAACUGGAAUUUGCUGAAAAUAAACAUAUUUGCACGCGUUGUCACCCCGAAAACCUUUUUUUUUUCGUAACACUAACCUCGGGUCACCGUUCACUAUCCUCUCUCGAAUCGAGUCAUUACCAUCGGAAGAUGAACGCUACUCUGCUCGUGGCUCUUCUGGCGUGUCUGCUCGGAGCUGCGCUCACUUCCCGUCCGCUCUCUUCCUCUGAGAACGAGGAAAGGCUCAAAAUUUGUGGAACGAAGCCGGUUUGGAGCAGACACAAACGCGACAAUUUCACGAAAGAAGCGAAGGAUAAUGAGAGAAGUGAGAUCCGAUAACCCACGGUGUCCAGAGCUGACAAUAUGGGCGUAGCCUCGGCGGCCAAAUGGCGUUUUCAUGAAUUGAGCACGUUUUUUCUGAUUUUUUGGUCAAAGGCGAUGAAAAAUGAUUGUUCGGCAUGAAAACACACUAAUUCUCACAGAAUUAAUGACGUUUUGCGCAUUUUUCGCGGACUUUGCUUUUUCGCCUUCGCCGCCGAUCGCCGCCUAAAAACCGCACUUCUCAUUUUGCGUUUUCUUGACCGUUUUCAGACAGAAUUGGUUUUGAGAAUGAUAAAUCACGUAAAUACAAGCAUUUUGAGCGCUCGAACCGCGAAAACUACCGAAAAGCAACUGAAAUUCACGCAGUUUUAGCCAAAAACCUUCAAACGGAUAAAUGUGAUUUGCGACUUGACCAAAUUUAACGCUUUUGCGCUUAAAAAAUUGGUAAUAGCCUAUACAAUCGGUCUAUCGAGAGACAAAUGAGAAAUUAUCGAUUUUUCGUGGCUAAUCUGGCAAAAAACACAAAUUUUGCUGUUAAAAUUUGAAUUUCGCGCCAAUGUAUCGCUCUAUUUGGAGGGGCGCACUUGACACAAAAGGGAUUAAUUAUUGUUGUUCAGGAGGAGUAUACGGCGGAGUGGAGGUCGCCGGCUCUUCGGCUCCGUGGGUGGUUCGCAUCCAACUGGGCGUCGCCACGUGUACGGGCACUCUCAUUUCGACCAGACACAUUCUCACCGCUUCCCAUUGUGCCCUCAGCGCCGGCGAUUUGUCGCAGGCCCAACGAUCUUGUUCCAUUAGCAAGUAAUAGUCCAAUUUCUUCUCAAAACUUUGCGUUCAUUCCAAUUUGCAGUGACCGUGUCUACGAGGGAAACUUCCCCGGACUGUCGAUAUUUCUGGCAACUGGAUAUCAGUUCCCUUCGAGAGUCGUCAAGGUUUUCGUUUAUUGUUUCUCCAGAUGUUCCUGUUUCAAAGGCGUUUCAGUUGACUCUGCUCGGUCUCUGCACGUCCGACGUCUGGCAAGUGCAAGAUGCGAUGAUAAUCGAACUGGAACAAGAUGUUCAAUUGUCCGAUUGGACCCAACCGGCUUGUAUUCCCAGUUAGUUUACAGAAAAUACAAAGCCAAAAUUUACCCUUUUUGUUUUCAGAAUACAGAACAGAUUAUGACAGUCUGCUGAUCGGUAAAUACAUCAAAUUCUACGGCUACGGACACAACAGUCAGUUCAACUUUUUCGUUCGAAUGAAAUCAAAAAGCGUUUCUAAUUGCAGACUAUGACAUUCACGACUCCAGAAAUGGGAAUAUCCUUCGCUACGGAGCGUUGCCGGUAAGAACUAAGACGGUUUUUCUUGAAAAAAAAAGCGUUUUUUAGGUGCUUCAAUUUCUCUUUGAUAAAAAAGCGUUUGCGGUCAGAGAUCUUGAUCAAAGAGUUGCCACUAGACCGGUACAUUAAACCAUAUGUUUUAUUGUACGAAAAAGCGUUCAGGGCGACAGUGGUGGCGGAGGAAUUGUGAACCACAGAGACGGGCGGCACUAUGUGGUCGGAAUCUGCUCCAGUGGCACUCCCGACUAUUUCACCGGCAUUUUCUCGUUUGUCGGCGCCUAUUAUCAUAAAAUUUGUGCCCUUACUGGAAUUUGCUGAAAAAUAAAUGAUUUUCUUUUGAAAAUUUACCUAUUUUUUCUAUGGUACACACCAAAAUGCGAUGCCACGUCCGCAAACACUUUGCUACGAUGCUCCGAAAUGACGCCUUGCACGCUGUUUAGCGGGAUGCCAAUAUUCGAAAUUAAUUUAUUUCCAUUCGGUUUCUCGGUCAUUUUUAAUAGAUUUUCCGUUGGAAACUCUAUUUUGUUGCAUAGAAAAUUUGAAAAAUCGAUAAUUGUCUUGUUUUCCAAAUGUUCAUCGCUUUUCGUCGCUAGGUUUCUCCAUUUUCCAUGAAAAAUUGAUUUUGCAGGAAGAAAUCGCAAAAAUGGCCGACGACGAACUUGAAACCUAUCGAUUGUGGCGUAUUCGUAAAACUGUGCUCCAGGUGAGGAUUUUCAACGAGGAAAACAGAAAAAUUUUGGAUUUUCCUCAAAAAACACCCAAUAAUAAAUAAUCAAUCAGAUGGUGCACGAUCGUGGAUAUCUCGUGGCUCAGGAUGAGUUGGAUCAGCCGCUGGAGACGUUCAAAGAGCAAUACGGAGACCGUCCGUCGGAAAAGAAGCCCGGCCGUUCGGAUCUGACGAUUCUCGUGGCACACAACGACGAUCCGGCCGACCAAAUGUUCGUUUUCUUCCCUGAUGACGCGAAAAUCGGCAUCAAGACGAUCAAGGCAAUCUGCCAGCAGAUGCAAGAGCAGAACAUCUCGCGCGCGAUCAUAGUCGUGCAGACGGGAAUGACGCCGAGCGCGAAGCAGUCGAUCGGCGACAUGGCGCCCAAGUACAUGCUCGAGCACUUCCUCGAAGCGGAGCUCAUGGUCAACAUCACCGAGCACGAACUCGUCCCCGAGCACGUCGUCAUGACCGCCGAUGAGAAGGCCGAACUCCUCGCCAGAUAGUGAGUCUUGAACGAAUACCUCAAAAUCGUCAUUUUCUCAAAGAAAUUUUGACAUUUCCAUAAAUUUGAAAACGUUUUCUCUUCAAAUUUCGUUAAUUUCAGCAAGCUGAAGGACUCUCAACUGCCGCGCAUCCAGCAGUGCGACCCGGUGGCCCGAUAUUUCGGACUCCGUCGCGGACAAGUCGUCAAAAUUAUUCGUCCGUCCGAAACCGCCGGCAGAUAUAUCACCUACCGUCUCGUCGUCUAA